AAAAGAAAAACUUCAAAAAUUUAAAGGAAAAAGAAAGAAAAUCUUUAAGGAGGAGGGAAUGGCGUGCAUGACGAUGGCAAUUUCUUCACAGUCUCUCAAUUUCAACUUUUUUUCAUGGUCUAGACCUUUUUUGCAGCGGUUUUUUGUUAGGUGUUGCCAUGAUCAUGUUAUCAGCUGUCAGAAUACCACAAGCAUCAGUUUCCCUCAUAGGCAACAGGAUCUAUGUGGGAGGCUAUCGUAUCCCUGCAACCUCCACCAGGGAAGUCUCAGAUUUUUGUCUAAGCCGAUAUCUGCGGUUGGUUCAGGUUCAAAGGCAUCAAUUAUUGAUCCAAAGGACAAUGACAUAACCAUAAAAAAUGCCAAGAUAGUUGUAGAAUCUCAAGAAGAUGAUGAGAUACAACUAAGAGUGGAUGUGGCAGGGGUGGACACUCAGAGGGUGUUUGAUCAUGUUUUGACAAAUUUAGCUCGUUCUGCACCACCAAUUCCAGGUUUUCGCAGACAAAAAGGAGGAAAAACAUCAAAUGUCCCAAAGAGUUUUCUUCUACAAAUCCUGGGGGAAGAGCGAGUCACCAAGUUUGUCAUACAAGAAAUAAUUACGGCCACCGUCUCUGAUUAUGUAAUGAAGGAAAAUCUGAAUGUGAAGGAUAAGAAGAUUACAACAACACCAGCAGCUGAAGAACUCAAGUCAUUGUUUACUCCAGGAAAUGAAUUCGGAUUCAAUGCGACAUUGGAGCUUGAGAAAUCAGAAAGUGAAGCAACAAGUUCAAGCUCCUCUGAGAUGGAAUGAUCUUCACCUUGCCUGAAACCAUUGUUCCUUCAUUUUUUUAUUGAUCUCGGGUUGAUAUCAGGUCAUCUUCAAAGGUAAUUGAUGCAACAUCAAUACUUUGACUUAGAAAUCUGUAUGCAUAUCAUUCUGAAGAACUCAAGUUCUGUUUGGUUACAUUCAGAUUCAGGACAUGAAAAAAUGUUCAAUUUUCUCCUAA
Molecule: messenger RNA, 983 nt
Organism: Vitis riparia (riverbank grape)
Lineage: Eukaryota; Viridiplantae; Streptophyta; Magnoliopsida; Vitales; Vitaceae
Exons: 8
Coding region: 59-787 (242 amino acids)
Biological process (GO): protein transport; protein unfolding; 'de novo' cotranslational protein folding
Molecular function (GO): peptidyl-prolyl cis-trans isomerase activity; ribosome binding; protein folding chaperone
Source: RefSeq, a predicted model, not a curated record